Molecule: messenger RNA, 1438 nt
Organism: Durusdinium trenchii
Lineage: Eukaryota; Dinophyceae; Suessiales; Symbiodiniaceae
Source: the annotation of a GenBank genome assembly
AAUUGGCUAAUAUUGAUUGAUGUGGUUCUUCCUAUAUGGCCGCCUAUAGUUGAUGCAUGUUGAUGAUCGACGCCGAUGCAAUUUUGGGAGAACAUCCAAUCGGGUGGGCAAGUGCGUCAAAUCAGAUCUUGGGGCGUAUUGAGUUGCAUUAGGUUCGGUUCGCAGAUCGAUGCCAAGUGAAGAAGCAAGGGACUUCAAGGGACACUCGCAAAAGAAGGACCUGCUGUGACAGGAGACUGAAACGAAUUGGCUUUACAGUAAUGGUCCCCAUGCCAGUUCGAUGCUUGUCUUCAAAGAAGAGGUGGACACCUCAGCAGUGAGGUACUGAGAGUGUGACUUUGAAGAGUAGCCUACAAUGGCUUCAGUAUGCUUAAGCUUAAGUGAAGACAAUUGAAGACAUUUGGAGACACUGAAGCAGAUUGCACAAGGUUGAAGAUAGCCAGCCCACACCUGCCGAUCCGAUCUCCCCUGUCAACUCUUGGAGAUCGACCGAUGACAACGGCACGAUGAAGACGGACACAGCGCCGGAGCCGUUUUUAGACUUGGACUCGUCGUGCUUCCCAAGCAGCCCGUCCUUUACGCUCGGGGAACUCUUUGGUGCCAUGGAAGAGAAGUAUGAGAUUCAGGUCAAACACACCUUCAUCCAUUUUGGUGCUCCGCAGGAGGAGUUCAAGCGGUGCAGCUCCUGGUCCAUGGGCGACCCCACUGACCUGGAGAACGCAUUCAGUUUGCCGAUAACGGGUGGUUUGCCAGGCCGCGUCGGCAGUGAUGGGACCGGAGUUUCAAUCUCAGGAGGUGAAACUUCAACCCCACGAGGGGAAACGUACAGUCUUGCCAAGCACAAUGCUGGGAGGUGCAACCCAUGCGUCUACUUUGCCAGUCGCCGUGGAUGCGCUUGGGCUCAGUGUGCCUUUUGCCACUAUGCACAUGAUGGUAAGGGCAAGCGACCUACCAAGCAGAUUCGAGAUGCUAUUAAGGACGCACUCAAGACCAUCGUCAACCAGCAAGACAUGGCAGGGGACCCGUCUUCCAAACGUUUGGCGCUUCAAGCAUUAGCCGGAAAGGACAGCUACGUGCGUGGCUUGAUCAUUGGACAUUUGGAUGCCGAGAUUGCGGCAUGAUGUUCCAAGGAGUUGCGCCCUGGGCAUCGCAAAGAACCAGUUUUUGUUGAUGCUGGCUUCAAAGCACUGGGCUAUGCCGUGAGUUCUGAAGUGCACAGCAAACGUCUACCGCUGUGCACAGCGGAGCCCGCCAAUUCACAGGCUGUUUUGCCUGACUUGCGUUCAUAGAGAACCACACUCUCUUGCUUUUGGAUGUACCUCGUUUUUUCGUCCACUUAACACGUUGCAAAAUGCACACAACUUGAGCUCUGACAUUCAGGCCUGAAUGCGUGACAAGUUUGUACUUGGUUUGGGACCAUUAAAUUAUAGGGCCUGGG